Molecule: messenger RNA, 1137 nt
Organism: Pelmatolapia mariae (spotted tilapia)
Lineage: Eukaryota; Metazoa; Chordata; Actinopteri; Cichliformes; Cichlidae
Product: eukaryotic translation initiation factor 4 gamma 1
Exons: 11
Coding region: 1-1122 (373 amino acids)
Cellular component (GO): eukaryotic translation initiation factor 4F complex
Molecular function (GO): protein binding; translation initiation factor activity; mRNA binding
Source: RefSeq, a predicted model, not a curated record
AUGUGUGCCCCGGUCACAGCUCCUUUCAGCAUGGCCGGAGGAGAGGUGUACUGGCAGAUGCGUGACACACACAGAUCAGACACUUAUUUCUGUGUUGCAGGUCUUGAGGCUCUGCAGUGCGUGCAGGAGAUAAAUAGCACUCAGCUGCUGUUUGUGUUUGUACGAAACGGGCUGGAGUCAACACUGGAGCGCAGCACGAUCGGCAGGGAGCACAUGGGCCUGCUGCUGCACCAGCUCAUUAAGACCGGCAUCCUACCAAAGGAGCAGUACUACAAAGGGCUUAAGGAAAUCCUGGAGGUGGCAGAAGACAUGGCGAUAGACAUCCCCCACAUCUGGCUCUACCUGGCUGAGCUGAUCACUCCCAUGCUUCAAGAGGGAGGCAUGCCCAUGGGAGAACUUUUCAGGGAUGUCUCAAAGCCUUUGAUCCCUCUGGGCAAAGCUGGAGUCCUGCUGGUUCACAUCCUCACUUUACUCUGCAAAGGAAUGAGCCAUAAAAAGGCAGGUACAAUGUGGAGGGAGGCAGGCCUGCGGUGGAAGGACUUCCUCCCUGAGGACGUAGACGUCAACAAGUUUGUGACAGAAAAGAAUGUGGAGUUUACACUGGGCGAUGAGUCGGAGAAGGGCAAGAAGAAGGAGCUCAGCGCUGCAGAUCUGACCAGACAGCUGGACAGACUGAUCCAGGACAAGGCUGACAACCAGAGGAUCUUUGACUGGAUUGAGGCCAACCAGGAUGAACAGCAGACCUCCUCCAACAUGUUUGUCAGAGCGCUGAUGACCUGCAUCUGCCAGUCAGCAAUUUGUGAGAAUCCCUACAAGGUUGACAGCGAGCAGAUCAAACGGAGGGCGAAGCUCCUGCAGAAAUACCUGAAGGACGAGCAGAAGGAGCUACAGGCUCUGUAUGCUCUGCAGGCCCUCAUGUUGCAGAUGGAGCAGCCUGCCAAUCUGCUGCGAAUGUUCUUCGACACACUCUACGAUGAAGAUGUGAUCAAAGAGGAGGCCUUCUACAAGUGGGAGUCCAGCAAAGACCCCGCCGAACAGCAGGGGAAGGGCGUGGCCUUGAAGUCCGUCACUGCCUUCUUCACGUGGCUCCGCGAAGCCGGGGAUGAAUCCGAUAACAGCUAGGGGCUGCUGGGAGAC